AUGGCCAGCUGGGUGUUCUGUAAUGGCUGCUUCCAGCCGCCCGGCCGGGCCUCGCGCUUCAGCCUCACCAGCUGCGGCCACGUGUACUGCGAGGGCUGCCUGAGCAGAGACGGACCCAGGGAUCCAGGCGCUGUUUGUGGGCAUAGACGGCCUGUGCAAGAAGUACUCCAAGGAGACCUCCCAGACUCCCAGGGGCCUGGAUGCCCCAGCACACGGCCUGGGCACAAGGCAACAGCCAAGCAGGGACAUGGACCGACUUCGUUGCACAUCCCCAGGGGCCUCUCGGGCCAGGUCCCCGGGACCCAGAAGCUACGGUGA
This is a messenger RNA of Pipistrellus nathusii (Nathusius's pipistrelle), 318 nucleotides long. The record is from the annotation of a GenBank genome assembly. NCBI's taxonomy places the organism in Eukaryota, Metazoa, Chordata, Mammalia, Chiroptera, Vespertilionidae.